Molecule: messenger RNA, 3916 nt
Organism: Symbiodinium sp. CCMP2456
Lineage: Eukaryota; Dinophyceae; Suessiales; Symbiodiniaceae
Source: the annotation of a GenBank genome assembly
GUCUGGUCCGCAGGAAAACUUGCGGAUUCUUCAAAGCUAUGAGGCCGAAUAUGCAAGACGCGUAGCGUUUUCAGAAGAGGGCUUCAGGGACCCGAAAGUCCUUUCGGGCGCCCUAGACCUUGCAGUUGCUUAUUUGAAAAAUUAUGCUGUCGACAAAGCUGACGCUCUGUAUGCUGCCACAGAGCCGUAUUGUAUGGAGCGCGGGCUUCCAUGGGAUGUGAAAUGGCUCCAGGAUUGCGCAACACUGAGAUGCAAGCAGCAGAGGCAGCCCGAGGCAGCAGUUCUUCUGGAAGAGGUGGCGAAGCGAACGCCACCACAUCCCGCAACUCUCAACAACCUGGGAACUGUGUACAACAUGAUGCGCGACCAUGAGAAGGCGCAAGAGUAUUUCCUAGCCGCCCAGCAGGUUGCUGGCCAUGAGGAACCUGACAAGGACGACCUGUGGAACAUGGGCAUUGCCAAAAAGCAUCUGGGCCAGUACGAAGAGGCCUUGCCGAUGUUGCUCAAGGCGUUGGAAGGUUGGAAAACGGAGGAACCUGAUGACGAUGUGACCAUCGCAAAGCUGCAUGACACCGUGGGCAGCUGUUUUGAUUUGAUGGGCCGCCAUGAAGAAGCAGUUGAGCAGUUUGCCUCAGCUCGCCUGCUGUUUGGACGCAGCAUUGGAGCAGACAGCCCACUGUAUGGCAGCGCUUGUGAGGGCUUGACCAAGGCGCUGCUCCAUGCCGGUCGAUAUGCUGAAGCAUUUGAUAGAUUGGAGGAAACCUUCCUCAACCACGCUCAGAAGGAUGCAAUCCAUCCCACGCCCGUUUUCGAGCUUUUGGGGCUCGCUCUCGAAGAAUUUGUAGACCGAGGCGGCGUUGAUCCUUUGGAGCUUGUACGCCUCGAAGCCCCGAUGGAGAUAGCUGUCAAGAAUAUGGUCUAUAGAGGCCUUGACAAAGAUGGCAAUGCUGGAGUGGUUUUCGAAAGAAUGGCACAAGUUCUUCUGCGUUGCAGCAUGGCUCAGGGAGAUGAGGCUCGGCAGCGGAGCGCAGCACGGCGCAGGGAGCUGGCCAGAAGCCUUCUAGGCCGGGCCGUGCCCCUCGUGGAAGAAACUACACGGUCAGGAGAAGCCGACCUGUCCCACAUCAGUGCUUUGAUCACUAUGGAGCUCCAGGUGUUGGAUGCUCAGGAGCACGGCAUCUCUCCUGAGACCCCCAUCAGUUCUCUCGUCCCUGAGUGGCCAGAAGAUCUGCCUGGGGACAUGCCAGGUGCCAGUGCUGAACCACUUCGACUUAGGCAUUGCUUCACGCACACCGGCGGCUUCUCGAAUGCUUUGCCGACAGUCCACCCUGUGCACUCGUUGCGUCCUGCUGAGCUCCGCAGACUUCGGAAGCGCCAGAGUGAAGCAGCGAAGCCGCCUUUUAACUUGAAAGAGCUGGCUGGAUACCCAGUGCACAGGGUGAAGGUGAACACGUUGAUUCAUACUGGAAGACGGGGGCCCGCUGGAAUCUCCGAAGAUGUAACCGCCAUCGUGGUCAAUCGACAAGAGAAACUCUUGUGGAAGAGCCAUGGCCGGCAGGUGGCGUGGGCAGCCGGCUGGUUGCAAGAAUGGUGGAGGUACAUGCAGAAGCAUAUCUGCGAGCCUGCUGGAAUGACGGACACCGGGUUCUUCAUUGACGAGUCGCUGGCAGCAGACUGUGUUUCAACAGACUACCAUCCCUGGGUUCUUCCAGCUGUGGCUGACGGUCUUUUUGGAUACUGGGACCGCUGGAGGCUUCGGUGCCGCUCCAUUUACGCAAGGUUGUGUGGUUGUGCAUUCAUCGAUGAUUUGAAACCAGCUGGGACCGGAGUGAUAUCCCCGAUGAAGCUGUGGAAUAGGUCUUCGAAGCUGUACCAUCCCGAUGCAGGGCUUGUUGGGACGGGCUCUGACUUUGUGCGUUUCUUGGAGGUUCUGACCAGAGAUGCUUCUCAGGAGCCCGUGCUCAGCCCGUUCGUCUUGGAAGCCUUGGCUUCUCCCGUGACGGAGGAGCUCCAGGCACCGUUUGCGCUGGAUUCUGUCAGUGUGGGAAGGUUGUUUCCUGUUCGUGGCGAUCGGCUGCCGAGGCAGAAGCUGCUUCGACCUUUCAACAGUUUUCCCGGACAGAGAUUCUCGCUCGGAGCGUCCGUGAUCUGCGAGCCGAAGAAAGUCCGAGUGCCGCGGGCUGCGCGGCCCGCUGCGGAGAUGCUCGAAGUGGACUCCCACAGAAAAGCCACGUCUCAUUGCGAGGACCUACCCGUGUGCCUCCAUUCUGCGGCGAAUCUCACCUUCCGCUCUUUGAGCGUCUUUCAGAGCUGGCUUGGAUAUGGCUUUGCUCAGGAUUUGGCACGCCCAGAACUCGACAGCGUCCGGCAGGCUGGACUGCCAUUGUUCCGGAGGCUCGUCCUUAAGGAGAAGUUUGGAUCGGAGGAAGUACUGGACUUCCUCAGGCAGAAAUCUGAUGUGUACCAGAUGACAGUGAAGCUCGAGCGCUUGCACAGAGUGGUCAAAGACGAGCAUGACAAACGGCGGCAAAAGGCAGAGACAUGUGGGAUGAACCUGCGAAGGAAAGCAGAUCUGGCAGCGAUAAAGGCCGAAAGUGCCUUGGCGGACUCCCUUGCCAUUGCCGAUGGCUGUACGGCCGAAGAACAAGCUGCUGGGCCACCCAAGCUCGACGGAGAAGACGUUCUCGACCAAGAUGCCGCGGCCGAAGCCGGACUCGUUCAGGAAGAGGUGCACAGACUGCUGAACGUGCCAGCAGAUAGCCUUUAUUCCAACUGCAACAUGUGCAGAGGUCAGUAUUUGGAGCACCAUCACUUUUAUCAUCAGCUAUGUCCUCGGUGUGCCGAGCAUAACUGGCAAAAGCGCCAGCAAAUGGCUGACAUGCGCGGUAUGAUUUGUGUGGUCACAGGUGGACGUGUGCGCAUCGGCUUUCAAAUAGUCUUGAAGCUCUUACGUGCGGGUGCAUUUGUGCUUACCACCUCUCGAUUUCCAUGCGAUUGCGCUUUGCGCUACUCCAAGGAGCCAGACUAUCACGAAUGGCGGGAGCGCUUGGAGGUCUGUGGGCCCCUGGAACUCUGCGAUCUGCGGCUCGUCGAGCGAUUCUGCCAGCAGCUCCUGCGCCGCUUCCCACGCAUCCACGUCCUCAUCAACAAUGCAGCGCAGACCUUGACUCGACGGGACGGGUGGAAUGCUCGAAUGGCCGACUUGGAGGGCAAAGCUGCUGCAAGCUUGCACGGUUCGGCACUCGCAAUCCGACAACCGGCGAAAUUGGAUGAGAUAGCAUUGCCGUGCUCCCACGGUCAGCGAUCCGAAGUGGUUCCGCUUCCAGAAGCGAAUGCUAUGUGGAAGGAGGCCGCAGCCUUGGAGGAUUUCCCAAAAGGGCAACUCGAUGAGUCCAGACAGCCGCUGGAUCUCUCGGCCCAGAACAGCUGGUCGAGACGACUGGAAGAGGUUGAAACUCUUGAGCUUCUACAGACUCUAGCUGCGAACACCGCAGCCCCAUUCAUACUUUGCAGCAAGCUUGCUGCAGCGCUGGCUCCAAAAGAUGAGUCUGAACCAUACGGGCACAUCGUGAACGUGAGUGCAUUGGAGGGCAAAUUCUCCGUAAAGAACAAAAGUCCGGGGCAUCCACAUACGAACAUGGCGAAAGCUGCUCUGAACAUGAUGACACACACUGCUUGCAAGGACAUGUAUCGACGCCGGAUAUUGAUGAAUUGUGUGGACACGGGCUGGGUGACGGACAUGGCGCCUGGCGGCGUCGGUGCCGUCGCGGCCAGCCAUGAGACCUGGGUUGGGCCACCGCUGGAUGAGGAGGACGGGGCUGCUCGUGUGCUUGAUCCUGUCUUCAGCCAUCUUCUGGAUCCGACAUGGCUGCUGCGUGGGAAGUUCUUCAAGAACUACUAUGUUUGCGGCUGGUGA